UUCUGAACAGUCAGUGUCCUUUUACGGCUUUAAAUUUGAGACGUCUAAUUCUCAACUAACUCCUUGCUCGUCAGGCUAUACAUGGCCACAUGGCAACAACAAUAAACGCACACCCACUAAGCUACUACCAUUAUAUUAUCAUCUUCAGCAUCCAGUGGUAGCUAAGGCCCAGAAGAAAGAAGUGUGUUUUAACACCGCCGUAACAAAAUCAUGAACAACGAGGCGAUUUUCCGGGUCAUGCUUUGCUGGUUAGCGGCGGCCGCCGUGUUCACCGGGAUCUACACUCACUCUUUCAAGAAAACGGCGGCCACUUACAUUUUCGGGAUGUUUGCGAUCUGCAGCAUGCUCUUGCCGGACUGGGAAUACUUCGACCGUGACGUCACCCACUGGCUCACUCCUGUCACAGUUGAUCAUGACCCGCGCCCGGAAUCCUUGGGGAAAUCAUCUUCUCCGGCGAGGUUUAGAUUGCAACCGGUAAGAAUGGCUGUUUACACCGCCGUAUACGGCCUUGCUUUCUACAAAUGGUGGAACUUCAUUAUCUCAACCUAAAUUAGAUUAUAAACCACCUCUCAGCCAUGAUAUAAUGCAUAAUAUAUAUUUAUGAAUUGUCAUGACACUUAGCUAGCUUGACGUUAUAUUAUUGUAUGUGAAGUCAAAUCAUUUUCCCUUAAUUAUGUCAUUAUUUUACGAGUCCAAUUACAUAAACUUCCAGUUUAAUGCAAUAUUCAUAUGUAAACAUAAUAUUAAAUUAGAACCAAAACAAAUUAAAAUAUGAUAUACCAUACGUCCAAUGAAAUGCUCUGUAUUUGUCAAGUAUUCAUUUUUCUUUUUUGGUGACGAGAAAAACUUAUAACCAUCACAGAAGGUGUAUAUGUAAUAGUUAAAGUCUAUUUUGUGAGUUACCAUUCAAAUUUCAACUCCAAUCUAGAUACCAUAUGUACCGGGCUAUGUUAGCAAUGUCACUGAAUUCUUGGUUCCUCUUAGUCAACACAGAUUUAACAUGGUUCUUACUAAACUCCUUUUCACAACUCUCUCCGUCCGAAGAUGCUUCGCCCAUUAUCCGUGUCGCGUUCUCCUCGCUCUGCUUCGAGGUCUCAAGGGCAUUCGGAAUGUGGUCGCGUAUGAUGCGGUCGUACAGACCGCGGCAUACCACGAGGCUCGCGCCGACAGCUUUGUCGGUGGUUUUAUUCUCCGACGAUUUAACAAACGAUAGAGUUUCCUCAGCUUUGGCCAAUGCGAACUCGACCAUGAUUUGGCCCACUUCUCUGUAACCCUUGGCGUCGUAGCUACGAGGGUCUGAUCUGAGGAGCGACAGACAUAGCUCGCGGAAUGGGGUGGCAGAGCACCCCCAUACCAUCUUAUUGGUAUCAUUUUUGACGGGCUUUGCUGCCGAUAAAGAAUUCACAAGAGCGAGAAAGAGAA
This is a messenger RNA of Ipomoea triloba (trilobed morning glory), 1422 nucleotides long. RefSeq names its product signal peptidase complex-like protein DTM1. Gene Ontology annotation, biological process: anther wall tapetum development. The transcript is spliced from 2 exons. Gene Ontology annotation, cellular component: signal peptidase complex; endoplasmic reticulum membrane. The record is from RefSeq and is a predicted model, not a curated record. The coding region runs from base 211 to 549 and encodes 112 amino acids. NCBI's taxonomy places the organism in Eukaryota, Viridiplantae, Streptophyta, Magnoliopsida, Solanales, Convolvulaceae.